AUUUUGCCUGUAACUGUUCCACAAUUACAUGAAAUCGAAUUCUGCAUAAUAUGGAGUUUGCUAACGAGUUCCUGGUCAUACACCGAAGAAGUCACUCAUUAUCGUUAUCAUCCUGCAUCAAACAAAUUUGGAACAUCUCAGACAUUUGUUACACCGAUAAGAGGAUGGAGAGAACCAGAUAGAUGGGAUAAUAAUGAUCCACAAAGAUUGGGUCCACCAAUUUUUCGAAAAAAUAUGCAUAUCAGACCUUACGUAAGAUUAGCGAAAGUUGAAGAAAAACGAGAACAGCCGGAUCCUUUGGUUACGAUUACUGAAACUUUGGGUGCUUUAAAUACUGUCGGGAGCUAUAUCGUUAAUAUGACCAGAGGAGUGGAAAAUUCAAAUUACCCACCAAAGGAAUUACCAUCAGCUAUAUACACUAUUUCGAAGAAUAUUUUAGGACGCAAUGUAACAGACAGUAUUGCACCGUUAGUUCGAGGUGUAGCUUUACCUUUACGACCUAUACCGACCGAAACUUCCUCUGUCUCUUCUGUUUCUUCUUCCCCUGAAGAGAUUAAUCAAAACACUAGGGAAAAAGAAUCAGUGGUAUCGUCGGUCGAUUGUACUACGGCAGAAGGCAAUCUUGGAAAAUGUCAGGAUUUAAGUAAUUGUCCUCAAUUGUUGCUCGAUUUGACUAAACUCAGACAAUCAUUAUGCUUCAAAAGUUUAUUUGUUCCGGGAGUUUGUUGCCCAUUGACGGAUAAAGUCGAUAAUAAUGGAACUAGCUCGAUAGCCGGUAUAAUCCCAGCACCAGGAAUCGAGCCACCUAUACAUUCUCCAUCGAGACCACCAGUCCGACCAACGAAGCCACAUCAAACUCCUCGACCCAUUCCAUUGUUCCCUGUCAUUACAACUGGUAGUAUGAUUACAAUUACCACAAUAUUACAGAACUUACAAUUACGAUUAUUACUUACUGUAGAAUUCGUUUCAGUAUCUCCGUCGGUAAACCAUUCAACCAAUUUCUUUGGAUCAUCAACAUCCGGCAGCACUAUUGAUAAUAAUUUUAUACAAGACGACGAAGAAUGCGGAGUAAGAAACUCGGGUAAAUAUCGAGUAGUCGGCGGAGAAGAAGCUCUUCCAGGACGUUGGCCUUGGAUGGCAGCGAUAUUUUUACAUGGUUCUAAACGCACGGAAUUUUGGUGUGGUGGAUCUUUGAUUGGAUCACGAUUCAUUUUAACUGCGGCUCAUUGUACACGCGAUCACCGUCAACGGCCAUUUGCUGCUAAACAAUUCACUGUGCGUCUUGGAGACAUAGAUCUCGAAAGGAAUGAUGAACCAUCCGCGCCGGAAACUUACACGGUUAAACAAAUUCAUGCACAUCCAAAAUUCUCUCGUGUUGGGUUUUAUAAUGAUAUUGCAGUUCUGGAGUUAACGAGGACUGUUCGAAAAUCUCCUUAUGUAAUACCGAUUUGUUUACCGCAAGCACAUUAUCGGAAUGAACGAUUUGCUGGUGCUAGACCAACCGUUGUAGGAUGGGGUACUACCUAUUAUGGUGGAAAAGAAAGUACGGUACAGCGGCAAGCAGUGCUUCCAGUAUGGAGAAACGAAGAUUGCAACGCAGCUUAUUUUCAACCAAUUACCAGCAAUUUUCUAUGCGCUGGUUAUAGUCAAGGCGGCAAAGAUGCUUGUCAAGGUGAUUCCGGUGGUCCACUUAUGCUUAGAGCGGAUGGUAAAUGGAUUCAGAUCGGUAUUGUCUCGUUUGGUAAUAAAUGUGGAGAACCAGGAUAUCCGGGAGUAUAUACGCGUGUGACCGAAUACGUAGACUGGAUUAAAAAUAAUUUGAAUUAAGCAUGAGCAAUUUUCAUCCUAAUUGAUUUGUAUUUUCGACUUCGCAUCAUAUGAUUCUUAUUCGGUAUCAUAUCAUUUGUAAGUAUAUUGUUGUGAGUGCCAAGAAUCUUAAUUUAUACAUUACCUCUUUAUAUUAUAUGCACUAGUGUAACUAGAAUAAUUGCACGUAUAUUUGUGCAAUCAUACAAAUUUGUAAAUUAUAUUAUAAUAAUUGUACAUACGCGUGCACACUUAUAUAUGCAAAUAUACGUAAUUUAAUAAAUUAAA
Molecule: messenger RNA, 2094 nt
Organism: Apis mellifera (honey bee)
Lineage: Eukaryota; Metazoa; Arthropoda; Insecta; Hymenoptera; Apidae
Product: clotting factor B
Exons: 8
Biological process (GO): proteolysis
Molecular function (GO): serine-type endopeptidase activity
Source: RefSeq, a predicted model, not a curated record